Molecule: messenger RNA, 978 nt
Organism: Anopheles cruzii
Lineage: Eukaryota; Metazoa; Arthropoda; Insecta; Diptera; Culicidae
Product: regucalcin-like
Exons: 4
Coding region: 1-933 (310 amino acids)
Biological process (GO): L-ascorbic acid biosynthetic process
Molecular function (GO): calcium ion binding; gluconolactonase activity
Source: RefSeq, a predicted model, not a curated record
AUGGGCGAGCGAUAUCAAGUGGAAACGAUACCGCCAUUCACCGAGCUCGGCGAAGGGCCGCACUGGGACAUUGCCACCCAGAGUUUGUACUACGUAAGCCUCAGCAACGGAUGGAUCUACCGGUGGGACUACGUCGAGCAGAAGGUGUACAGUGCAUCAAUCGAUGGAGUCCAGGAGGCGAGCUUCAUCAUCCCGGUGAAGGGGCAUCGCGAAUGUUUCGUAGUCGGUGACUUGAAUCGGGUCACCGUAAUCCGCUGGGACGGCCGUUCCGGGAAGGCGGCAGUAUGGCGUGAGCUGGUGGCAACUGACCCGAAGGUAGCCCACAAUCGCCUCAACGAUGGCAAGGUGGACCCGUGGGGACGGCUCUACUUCGGGACGAUGCUGAAGGAGCAGCUGGGCGAUCCGUUUACGAAGGGCAGCGGCCACCUGUACCGGUACUGUGACCGAACGAAGAAGCUGGUGGAACAGGAGCGCAACCUCUUCAUCUCCAACGGUCUGGCGUGGAACCGGCAGACGAACAAGUUCUACUUCGUCGACUCGGGUGCCAACGAGAUCAAGGAGUAUGACAUCGAUUUGGAGGGCAACUUUACGAACGGAAAAACUUGGUACGACUUCAAGGUUAAUGGCAAAAGUCCGGGCUACUUCUGCGACGGCAUGACGAUUGAUGUCGAGGGCAACCUGUACGUCGCAAUGUUCGACUACUACAAAGUGCUCAAAAUUUCUCCCGAUAAAAAGAUCCUACAGGAAAUCAAGAUCCCGGCUCAGCAGGUGACAUCGGUAGCUUUCGGAGGCCCAAACUUGGACGAGUUGUUCGUUACUACGGCUGCGAAGUUGGUCCGAGUGCCGCAGAAAGAUCCAGCCGGAGCCCUGUUCAGAAUCACCGGCCUGGGCGCGAAAGGGCUACCGAUGAACGAUGUGGUUCUGGACCUGUGAGUCUGGAGAACAUGAAGGUGAUUGAUUAAAAUAAAAGAAACUGUC